AAGGUAAGCAAUUCAUUAGAUUAAUUCUUCGAAUAUAAUAAUCUAUGAAAAGAUUAUAUUCAAAUAUUCUAGUAAUUUAUGAUAAAAAUGUAAACUAAUUGGGUUUUAAUUUUAGAUGAGCAUAAAAUCAUUCAUUGUGGUUUUGUUUGAAGAUGGGGUGGAUAUAAUCCCAAAAAAUUGGUUUAAUAGAGAAGAUUGUACAUCUUUCUAUCCUAAUUUUGAGGAUAAAAAGUUGUACAAUAUAGCAGUGAAGCAGAUGAUGCAGCCAAGGGAGUCUUGGAAAAGAUACAAAGUCCACAGAGUUUUUACAUCUACGGACUCAUUUGAAGUGGGACUUGAUAAAAUGAAGGAGGCCCUCGAAUAUUCUGAUUUAACUUCUGAUGCGGAGGCAAGAAAGGUACAAAGGAGAGUUCGUGCCAGAAGGAACCGAAGUUCCAGUGAUGAUUUUGACCUGGACUCCGAGCCUAGCGUCUUGCCUCCAGCUCCUGCACCACCAACUUUAUUGAGUAGAUGUUCUACUCCUGUUGCAAACAACAGCUUUGAUAACGCAUUUAUCGGACAGAGUAUUAAUAGACAACACCAAUCAACACCAAGUCAACGUCUAAUUAACACUUAUUGCGAUGAGGCCGGAAGGCUGGUUGAUCAUGCUGGGAGCAGCACAGAGCCCACGGGUGGGUACAAAGGCUUCGACAACGGAUUGUUUGGACAUACCAUGCAGAGCAAUUCCACAUCAGUAAUGGUUAAUAGGGGACCAACGCCAAAUACAAGGCGUCUAAAUAACACUUAUUAUGAUGAUGGAAAUAGGAUCUUUGACCAUGGUGCUGGGAGCAGCACAGAGCCCAUGGAUGGGUACAAAAAUUUGGAGAAACUUAUUUCGAGGCUGGACACAAAAAUAAAUCUAAAAUUUGAGCAGCUGAAUGCCACCAUCGACAGUAAGCUCCAAGCUGUGAUGGACAGCAUUAGUAGGCAGUGCUGCCAGUGUAAAAAGGCGAAUGAUUUGCCUGAUUAUACACUGGCAGUUUAUAAUAAAUUUCCUGUUCGGACAGAGGCAGAACUGCUAGAUGUGGAGCAGCUAUUGACAGAUGCGUCAAUAGCAGAAAAAUUGAAAGCACGCCUAGGACGAGUUGGUGGCGUAGAUUGCAAAAGCGCUACCAUAUCUCUUUUAAAAAAAGUAUUUAAGGAUGUGGUAGCGAAGGAGUAUAGCUGGGUUGGAGGCAAAGCGAAGAAGAAUUUUUCGGCUCUUCUGAUAGUAAAAAUGAUUAUAGAUAUUGUAUCUGAACAACAGCGUGUGACGCAGAGCCAAGUGGAGCAGUGUGCCAAAGGAUGGCUGCGUCAUGCUCAUGACAGAUUUGUUCGGAGUGCUCCUGCUUUAGAAGGUGAUGUUGAACCGAAUGUCAAUAAUGAUAAUAAUAAUGCAAAUAAUUAAAAUAAAAAAUAAAAUAAUUAGUUUAAAUUUAAU
Messenger RNA from Ctenocephalides felis (cat flea), 1459 nucleotides. RefSeq lists its product as uncharacterized. The coding region runs from base 116 to 1426 and encodes 436 amino acids. NCBI's taxonomy places the organism in Eukaryota, Metazoa, Arthropoda, Insecta, Siphonaptera, Pulicidae. The record is from RefSeq and is a predicted model, not a curated record. The transcript has 12 exons.